AUGCUCCUGAUGUCGAAGGCAAGGCCCCCUCAGGACCCCAGAAGACCCAGUUCUGUGAAGCCAGAAAAGCAGAGCAGUCACUGCGACGGCACCGCUGCUGAGAGCCCAGGGGGGCUCCUUCGCCUGGUGGGCGGUCCCGGCCGCUGCGCCGGGCGGGUGGAGGUGCUCCACAACGGGACAUGGGGGACAGUGUGCGACGACGGCUGGGGUUCCUCCGAGGGUCGGGUCGUGUGCCGGCAGCUGGGCUGUGGGACGGUGCUGUCGGUGGCACCAGGAACUCGGUAUGGAGAAGGGACAGGACAGAUCUGGUUGGAUGAGGUCAACUGCACCGGGGAGGAAAGGAACCUCUCCGAAUGCCGAGCCAGGCCGUGGGGGGAACACAACUGUCACCACGUGGAGGACGCCAGCGUUGAGUGCUCAGGUAGCCCAGGAUGGACCCUCCAGCUGCUCAAUGGCCCCAACCGCUGCGCCGGGAGGGUGGAGGUGCUCCACAACCACAUGUGGGGGACGGUCUGCGACGAUGGCUGGGACCUGGUGGACGCGGCAGUGGUGUGCCGGCAGCUGGGCUGUGGCACAGCGCUGUCGGCCACCAGCGGGGCUCACUUUGGGAGGGGCCACGAUCCCAUCUGGUUGGAUGAGGUGAACUGCACCGGCACUGAGGACACCCUCUUCGACUGCCAGGCCAGCGCGUGGGGGGACAACAACUGCUUCCACGGGGAGGAUGCUGGAGUGAUAUGUUCAGUGCUGGGAAGCACCUGCAGCACGCAGGCAGGCAAGUCGCCCUGCAAAGCCCUCACCCACCUCCUGCUGCCGUGA
Molecule: messenger RNA, 816 nt
Organism: Aptenodytes forsteri (emperor penguin)
Lineage: Eukaryota; Metazoa; Chordata; Aves; Sphenisciformes; Spheniscidae
Product: scavenger receptor cysteine-rich domain-containing group B protein-like
Exons: 4
Coding region: 1-816 (271 amino acids)
Cellular component (GO): membrane
Source: RefSeq, a predicted model, not a curated record